AUGUCUGACGGAGAAGAGCCUUAUAAUGAAAACUAUGAAAAUGCCUUUGAGGAAGAUUUUCGAGACGAUAUUUCAGGCGACGAAGAGCAAUUUGAUGCAUCUGGAAAUUUAACUAGCGGCAAUUCAAUAUCAGCUGAUGGAAGAACAAUAGUAGAUUCGGGAAUUCCACGAAAAAAAUCAGCAAAAGAGUUAGCUGUGCCCAAAGACGAACGACUUACAACCCCUUAUAUGACAAAAUACGAACGAGCCCGAGUUUUGGGAACUAGAGCUUUACAAAUUUCCAUGAAUGCACCAGUUCUUGUUGACUUAGAAGGUGAAACAGAUCCAUUACAAAUAGCUAUGAAAGAGCUCGCUCAACAAAAACUUCCUCUUAUUAUACGAAGGUAUCUCCCCGAUGGAAGUUAUGAAGAUUGGGGAUGCGAUGAACUAAUACUUCCUCAAUAA
Messenger RNA from Magnusiomyces paraingens, 444 nucleotides. RefSeq lists its product as uncharacterized. Gene Ontology annotation, molecular function: DNA binding; DNA-directed RNA polymerase activity. Bases 1 to 444 code for a protein of 147 amino acids. NCBI's taxonomy places the organism in Eukaryota, Fungi, Ascomycota, Dipodascomycetes, Dipodascales, Dipodascaceae. The record is from RefSeq and is a predicted model, not a curated record. Gene Ontology annotation, cellular component: RNA polymerase I complex; RNA polymerase II, core complex; nucleus. The transcript has 2 exons. Gene Ontology annotation, biological process: DNA-templated transcription.